GCUAAGGGGCGGGGCGGCCGGAAGGGCGGGCCGACGGGCGGCCACUUCCGCUUCCGCCGGUGAGGAACCGGGGCCGUAGUCAUGAAUCGCUUCAAGUUUGUGGAUAUUGGUAUCAACUUGACAGAUCCUAUGUUCAGAGGAAUUUAUAGGGGGGUUCAAAAGCAUCAAGAUGAUUUACAGGAUGUAAUACAGAGAGCUGUCCAGAUUGGUGUUAAAAAGUUUAUGAUUACAGGCGGAAAUCUACAAGACAGUAAAGAUGCACUGCAUUUGGCACAAACAAAUGAUAUGUUUUUCAGUACCGUUGGAUGUCAUCCUACAAGAUGUGAUGAAUUUGAAAAGAAUAAUCCCGAUCUUUACUUAAUGGAGUUGCUAAAUCUUGCUGAAAACAACAAGGGGAAAGUUGUAGCAAUAGGGGAAUGUGGACUCGAUUUUGACCGACUACAGUUUUGUCCCAGAGAUACUCAGCUCAAAUAUUUUGAAAAACAGUUUGAACUGUCAGAACAAACAAAAUUACCCAUGUUUCUUCACUGUCGAAACUCACAUGCUGAAUUUUUAGACAUAAUGCAAAGAAAUAGAGAUCGGUGUGUAGGUGGAGUAGUGCAUUCAUUUGAUGGCACCAAGGAGGCCGCAGCUGCUUUGAUUGACUUGGAUCUCUAUAUAGGAUUUAAUGAUGCACCUUGGUGUGGAGUCAAAAAUACACAUGCUGGUUCAAAAUUCAUAAAAACUUCAUUUCCUACCAAAAAGAAGUGGGAAAAUGGGCACUGUCUGAAAGACAGAAAUGAACCCUGCCACAUAAUUCAAAUUCUGGAGAUAAUGUCAGCAGUAAGAGAUGAGGAUCCACUGGAAUUAGCCAAUACACUAUAUAACAACACCAUUAAAAUAUUUUUUCCUGGCAUGUAAUUGGUAUAUCUUCCAUGUUCCAUCACGUAUGUAUUAUUUCAUGGUAAAACUUAAAAGUUUCAAUAAAGGCAUUCUCUGGAAGUUGUCUAAGAGGUAUUAUAUAUAACUAUACGCCAUCCCUCUCAUUUUUAUCCAUAAAGACAGAUCAGGAUUUUAUUUUAAUGUCACUUCAUAUCUUAGCCUAAAACAAAAACCUCCGAGUAUUUCAUUUUGUAAUCUCUUCAAAAGUCCAAAAGGACAAUUUUUAUGUCAAUGCUACAAGCAUAGAAUGGCUAACAUACUGAUUUUUACAUCAAAAUUAAACAGAAUGUUCUGGUUUUUACCAAGGUUUAGUUGAUAAAAGCCUAUUUCUCAACUCUGUCUCUGAAUCAAGACUUUCAAACUCAGUUCAAUUGUAACACUACUCUCAAAUUUCAGAAAGUGUCUCAAUCACUUCUGAAAGCCUACUUUUCCCUUAGUUAUAAAAUCCAUAUAGCCUUUAUCCUCUGGUCCAAAUUGUUUCCUUGACU
Rhinolophus ferrumequinum (greater horseshoe bat) is the source of this 1409-nucleotide messenger RNA. It is a transcript of the gene TATDN1, whose product is annotated as TatD DNase domain containing 1. NCBI's taxonomy places the organism in Eukaryota, Metazoa, Chordata, Mammalia, Chiroptera, Rhinolophidae. Gene Ontology annotation, cellular component: cytosol. The coding region runs from base 82 to 900 and encodes 272 amino acids. Gene Ontology annotation, molecular function: 3'-5'-DNA exonuclease activity. The transcript has 11 exons. The record is from RefSeq and is a predicted model, not a curated record.